This is a messenger RNA of Pocillopora verrucosa, 1298 nucleotides long. Its product is annotated as glycolipid transfer protein-like. Gene Ontology annotation, biological process: intermembrane lipid transfer. Lineage: Eukaryota; Metazoa; Cnidaria; Anthozoa; Scleractinia; Pocilloporidae. Gene Ontology annotation, cellular component: cytoplasm. The record is from RefSeq and is a predicted model, not a curated record. Gene Ontology annotation, molecular function: lipid transfer activity.
UCAAAACCGAAUUUUCGAGCACGCCGGAAAAACCAUGUCGUUCUUUACCGAAGCAGAACACAAGUUUUUAUCUAUCCCUGAGGAUAUCAGAAUUGAAACGAAAUCAUUCUUAGAUGCAGCAAGUGAAGUAGUUCCCUUUUUCGAUGUGUUAGGACCAACAGCAUUCGCUCCAGUCAAAUCAGACAUCAAUGGUAACAUAAAAAAACUAAGAGAAAAGUUCACCAAAGACCUAGAAAAGUUUAAAACUUUACAAGACAUCGUAGAAAGUGAAAUGGCAGAAAAUUCUACCAAAGCGAAGAACUCAGCUACAGAUGCUUUGUUAUGGUUGAAAAGGGCUCUCCGAUUUAUCAUAGUCUUUCUGAGAGAGGUUCUGACUGGUGAGGAAGAUCUUGUGAAAUGCGCCAAAAAGGCAUAUGAGAAUUCUCUGAAGAGAUUUCAUGGGUGGAUGGUUCAGGGAGUUUUCUCACUUGCCUUGAAGGCUGUGCCUUACCGUAAAGACUUCAUUGACAAACUUGGUCGUAAUAAAGUAGACGAAGAUACUGUGUUGAGGGAAAUGAGAGAGUUUGUUGAUCUCUUGGAGGCAAAUUUAGAAGUUGUGGAACAAUUUUAUCAAAAAAAUAAUUUGGAAACCUCUCAGGUGCAAUAAUAAGUGCAGAAUGUAAGGUAAAUAUGGACUGGUUAAUUUGAAUUUGAACUACUCAGGGAUUUUGGAACAUGGCUGUGGGAUAGGAGGUAUGAACCAGUCGUUCAAAGGAGGUCUAAAGGCUUCAAUUUAAGAUAAUCAAUAGACAUCUAGUUUUCUUCAUAAGAAUAAAUGAGUUGUCAUGACGUAACUGAAUCUUUUCUAGUUCUUUUCACCACAAGCUUUCCUGACACUGAUGAUAAAUAUCGAUGUUUAAAUAAAACAUUUGGCUUUGUUAGAGAUAGAAGGCAGUUGUAUUGCUAAAAAACAAACUGAACUUUGUGUGAAUAGGUGUCCCUAUUAUGUUAGAAUAGAACUUUUGAGAUUUCUGUUAGCCAACUGUUUAGUGCAAUGACUGUAUUUUUGUAUUUAAUUCAUAUUUCAACUUCUCUUUCUCAUUUAAAACUGGCCAGUGAUUAUCUAUUUUGGUGAAGGGGGAAAUUCAGUGGGGACUUGGAUGUUAAUAAGGCAGUAUUUGAUAAGGAUGGUGGUGGGGCAAUGUUAUUGUUUAAAUAAUGAAAAUUAUUGUAAGAGCACUUAAAAUGUGCUCUUUGAAUUAAGAUAAACAAAAGAGUAUUUAUGUCUGAAUUGGUCAAAAUAAACAAUGUUAAUGGGA